UCGACUAUUGAUAUAAGAACACACCCAUAGAGUUUGACACACCUUUACUUUGUAGUUAACUUCUGCACAUUCUUUCCGGACCGAACAAAGUCUAAAAUGACGGCGCAAACGAAGUGUUCAGAACUUGCUACGCAAAUAUUAAAAGAGGCUCCCGCGUCGAGAAAGGCGCUUAUUGACAACUAUAACAACCUUCACAAAGUGGCCGAUUACUGUGAAAACAAUUAUUUAGGCCUACAGGAUGAGGACACAUGGAAGGGUUUGGAGGAGACCAAGGCUUUGACCACUCAGGCUUUGGCCAGUGUGGCCUACCAGAUCAACAGCCUAGCCACUUCUGUCCUGAGACUGCUGGACACCCAGGCCAUGCAGCUGAAAGACAUGGAGAACUCUCUCAACCUCCUCUCUCUGGCUGUAGCUAUCCAUCAGGAGAAGGUGUCUCGGAGAGAGAUGGGAAUUUUCACCACAGUAACGAAGUUGGCUUGCGCCAAAUUAAUGAGCCCUCCCAAAGCUGGCCGGGAGCUCGAGGGUUGCUACAUCAGAAGACCCAUGUCCUUCACUGGACUGGACACACUGGGCCACAGCUUUAACCUCAAUGAGUUGCAGCCUCGGAAAAGAACAGGGACCACAGAGAGCGUGCGGAGUACAGGGAGCUGUGGCCCUGUGGAGUGUCCUGUUGCUCCUGCUACCCAGCCUGGGGAACCCUCCUCAGCCAGCAGCAAUAAGGAUCUCUAUAGGUCCAAUCUUGGCAUUAAUGUGGCCCUACCAUCGGUGCCCACCUUGCCAGUCUCCUCAAACCUCACCCAAAACUGCCCACAACCCCCUCCUGGAUCCACGUUUGACUCCAACAUCCCACCUCCUCCUCCUCCCCCACCUGGCUCCAUGGGCACUGGUCCUCCUACACCGAAUGCAUCUCCUAAUGUUCCCUCUCCGCCACCCCCUCCUCCACCUCCUGCCAGCGCAUCAAAUAGCUUCCCCCUCCUCCUCCUCCUGGUUCAAUAG
This is a messenger RNA of Oncorhynchus tshawytscha (Chinook salmon), 996 nucleotides long. It is a transcript of the gene abi3b, whose product is annotated as ABI family, member 3b. The record is from RefSeq and is a predicted model, not a curated record. The transcript is spliced from 5 exons. Lineage: Eukaryota; Metazoa; Chordata; Actinopteri; Salmoniformes; Salmonidae. Bases 97 to 996 code for a protein of 299 amino acids. Gene Ontology annotation, molecular function: SH3 domain binding. Gene Ontology annotation, cellular component: lamellipodium.